Molecule: messenger RNA, 3408 nt
Organism: Bactrocera dorsalis (oriental fruit fly)
Lineage: Eukaryota; Metazoa; Arthropoda; Insecta; Diptera; Tephritidae
Exons: 3
Coding region: 1-3408 (1135 amino acids)
Biological process (GO): telomere maintenance; DNA repair
Molecular function (GO): DNA helicase activity
Source: RefSeq, a predicted model, not a curated record
AUGAGAAUUUCAGAAGUGAGAUCUACAACAACUACGGAAGAACCUAUACCAUCGACUUCAGGCAGGAGGCUACAAAGCAGACGAUCAACCCGUACAAUUAAUUAUGAACGUUUGGCGUUUAGAUAUGAACCAACAGUCGAUUAUGCCGGCGAUGAAUCAGUCAAUAUUGGAACAAUGACUUCUAUUUGUCAAUAUUGCAAUGCAUUAAAGUUUCCACUAGAACCGUCAGGAUUAUGUUGUGCGAAUGGAAAGGUCAAAUUACCACAACUAACAACACCACCUGAACCACUGAAUUCAUUACUUUUAGGACACGAACCUCUAUCAAAGCAUUUCUUGCAGAAUAUUCAAAAGUAUAACAGUGUGUUUCAAAUGACAUCAUUUGGUGCGAACAUAAUUGAGGAACGGGGAUUUAAUCCAACUUUUAAGAUUCAAGGACAAAUUCACCACCGUGCAGGAGCAUUGUUGCCAUCAGUUGAUGGCGAAUACAAAUAUCUUCAGAUUUAUUUCCUUGAAAAUUCUGAAACUGAAAUAAAUCAGCGCUGUGGCAUUAAUCGAGCAACUAGGCGAGAGAUCAUUGUGCAACUGCAACAACUAUUGCAUGAGCAUAACCUAUUGAUUCAAUUAUUUAAAACAGCGUUAGAAAUGAUGCCAUCAGAUGAUCAUAAAAUAGUAAUCAGAGCAGAUAAAAGACCUGCAGGUGAACAUGAAAGACAUUUCAAUGCACCUGUGUUAAACGAAGUUGCUAUUGUGGUGGUUGGAGAGAAUAUGGACUCUCGAGACAUUGUAAUUCAACGGCGUGAUGGUGGCAACCUUCAGCGUAUUAGUGAAACACAUCGUUCAUAUGAUGCAUUACAAUACCCUCUAUUAUUUUGUAGAGGAGAGGAUGGAUAUCAUUUUUUAAUCAAGAUGAUUAAUCCAGCGACUGGUCAAGAAACAAAUAAAAAGGUCAGCUCAAUGAAUUUUUAUGCAUACCGUUUCAUGAUUCGUCUGAACGAGGAUAACCACAUUUUGAAGUGCCGCCGAUUAUUUCAUCAGUUUGCUGUAGAUAUGUAUGUUAAAGUUGAAACGGAACGUCUGACAUAUAUACGAUUAAACCAAACAAAAUUACGAUCAGAAGAAUACAUUCAUUUGCGCGACGCCAUGAACAGAGAUGGAAAUGGAAAUAAUAUCGGUCGACUUACGAUUUUACCAGCAACGUAUAUAGGAAGCCCGAGACACAUGCACGAAUACGCGCAAGAUGCUAUGACCUACGUGCGCCAGUACGGUCGACCAGAUUUAUUUAUUACUUUCACGUGCAACCCAAAAUGGAUCGAAAUAACAAAUCAGUUAUUACACGGUCAGUCAUCCAGCGAUCGUCACGACAUAACAGCAAGAGUGUUCAAACAGAAACUCAAAGCGCUGAUGGACUUCAUUGUAAAAUGUCAUGUCUUCGGAGAUGUACGAUGUUGGAUGUACUCUGUAGAAUGGCAGAAGAGAGGACUACCUCAUGCACAUAUUCUCCUAUGGAUGGUCGAAAAAAUAAGACCAGAUGAAAUAGACUUAAUCAUUUGUGCAGAAAUUCCUGAUCCCGAAGUAGAUCCACAAUUGUAUGAAGUUGUAAAGAAGAACAUGAUUCAUGGACCGUGUGGCGAACAUAAUCAUGAAUCACCGUGUAUGAUCGACAACAAAUGCUCAAAACGUUAUCCGCGUGCUUUGUCGGCUGAUACAAUUACAGGCAAUGAUGGUUACCCUCUGUAUCGUCGACGCUCUGUAGAAGAUAACGGCAGAACAAUAACGUUGCAAGUAAAAAAUAAGGAUGUGGUAGUUAACAACAGAUGGGUUGUUCCGUAUUCCCCGCUGCUCUCCAAAAUCUUUAAAGCGCAUUGCAAUGUUGAGUACUGCAAUUCGGUGAAGUCAAUAAAGUAUGUUUGCAAGUACGUCACCAAAGGAAACGACAUGGCUGUAUUUGGUAUUGCAGAUUCUAAUAACGAUGAAGUUUCACAAUAUCAAAUGGGAAGAUAUAUUAGUAGCAAUGAAGCGGUUUGGAGAAUCUUUUCCUUUUCUAUACACGAACGUCAUCCCACCGUAGUCCAUUUAACAGUUCACCUGGAAAAUGGACAAAGAGUUUAUUUCACAACAGAAAAUGCAGCGCAAAGAGCUGAGAGACCACCAGCGACAACGCUCACAAGUUUCUUCGAGACAUGCGCAAGUGAUGCAUUUGCAAAAACAUUGUUUUACUCGGAAAUGCCAAAAUAUUUUACAUGGAAUGCGUCAUCCAAAAAGUUCCAACGUAGGAAACAAGGACAGCCUGUACCGGGGUAUGCAAAUGUAUAUUCAACCGAUGCUUUAGGGCGCAUUUACACAGUUCAUCCGAGAAAUGACGAAUGUUUUUACCUGCGUUUGUUAUUAGUUAAUGUUCGUGGUCCAACUUCAUUUAAAUUUCUAAAAACCGUCAAUGGUGAAUUGUGCACAACAUAUCGAGAAGCCUGUCAACGUUUACAUUUACUGGAGGAUGAUAUUCAUUGGGAUCAUACACUCGCUGAUGCUGUUAUUUCAUCUACUUCUCAUCAGAUUCGAUCACUUUUUGCUAUCAUAAUUUCAGCAUGCUUUCCAUCGAGUCCACAAAACUUGUGGAAUAAAUACAAAGACAAUAUGGCUGAAGACAUUUUACAUCAAAUACGUGUAACAACGGCAAAUCCCGAUCUUGCAAUUUGCACGGAAAUACACAAUAAGGUAUUAAUAACUUUAGAGGAUUUGUGCGUGAUGAUAUCCGGUAAGAUGUUGCACGAAUUAGGAAUGCCUGCGCCUAAUCGCCCUAUGCACGAUGCACUCAAUCGUGAAUUUGAACGAGAACGGCAAUACGAUAGAAAUGCUUUAAGUCAAUCCGUACAAAAUAAAAUCCCACUUUUAAAUCUGCAACAAAAAACAGCUUACGAUACAAUAAUGAAAUCAGUAAAUGACGGCAAUGGCGAAUUCUUUUUCCUCGAUGCACCAGGUGGAACUGGUAAAACAUUUUUAAUUUCAUUAAUUUUAGAUACGAUUCGUGCACAAAAUCAAAUAGUACUAGCAGUAGCAUCAUCUGGGAUAGCUGCUACAUUAUUAGAAGGUGGACGAACUGUACAUUCUGCCCUGAAAUUGCCGUUGAAUUUGCAAACAUUGGAUCAACCGACAUGCAAUAUAACCAAAACAUCUGCAAUGGCAAAAGUGCUACAAAAUUGUAGAUUAAUAAUUUGGGAUGAAUGUACGAUGGCGCACAAACGAGCAUUAGAGGCACUCGAUAGAACAAUAAGAGACUUGCGUGGCAAUCAAAAACUCUUCGGAGGCGCGAUGAUUCUACUCGCUGAAGAUUUUCGCCAAACGCUUCCAGUAAUUCCCAGAUCAACAGCUGCUGAUGAAAGAAGUGCUUUCUUGAAAACAUCAUUUUUGUGA